AUGCGCUCGAAGUCGCCAGAGGAGCGUGGAAGACAAAAAGUAGUCCGGGCGCCGACUUACAGAAUUGAGAACGAGUACAAUCCGGAAGCUAUGCCUCAGUAUUUUCAGGUUGCGGUCGAUAUUUUAAAAGUGACCAAUCUAUUUUGGAUAAAUCCUCACUCGUCUAACGCGUACGUUGUUAUAGUUAUUGGUAAAGUGAAGUAUAAAAUGAAUAUUGGAAGUGAUAUGAACAGGGUUUUUAACAGAGAAAGUUUUAUCUUUGAUAUGCAAGUAAAUCUUCAUGACCUUCAGCAUACAAAUCUGUGGCUUGCUGUUAUGGAGCCGAGGUGCAGAGGUUCUCGUCUCCUAGGGGAAUCUAGUAUGAACCUUGGAGAGAUUUGGGCGCAGUCGAACCAUCAAGUCUUCCACAAGUGGGUUCAAUUAAGUCCUGCGGGUUUCUUAAAAGUAAACGUGAGAAUUAUAUUAAGAGGAGAACUGCAGAUAGCACCAGCAAUAAUAAAUGACGAGAAAUUAAAAAUCGAAAGUCUUCUAUCUCCGGGUUCUGAACGUCAAAUUGCGAACUAUGUAAUUACUAUAUACGGCGCUUUUGGACUUCAAAACCGUGAUGAAAGACAAACUGAUAAACGCUAUGGGAAACCCAGUACAUUUGUCAGAGUUUCCUUUUGCGGUCAAGUGGCGAAAACAGCGAUCCAUCCACUAAAUAAUAACCCUAUGUACUGCGAACAAAUAUCUAUAGCGGAAAUGUUUCCCAGUACAAGUCAAAUCAUUAAUUUCGACAUUUUUUAUAAAGAAAAUUGUUUCAAUCGGAUUGUGGGCAGGACGCACCUCUGUUUAGGAGAUAUUUCCCACAAAGGAGAGAAUGGUUUUUUACCAACAUUUGGGCCAUCUCUUCUACACAUUUAUACAAGCUCAAACCCGAGUACGAACGGCGCCAGUGUUGAUGGACCAUUUCACCGUGGAGCUCUCCUUGUAGCUUGCAACGUCAUAGUUCCGUGCUAUCAAAAGAACCUCAAAAGUAUAACCGUGGAGCCAGUAGCACCAAUUCGCCUUGAAAAUUUAUGGUCGUUUGAGGAUUUCUGCGUAUACUGUCCCAUUUUCGAAGUAUCGAUGCUCAACAGUAGAAUAACCGGUCAGUCUUGUGGUGUUGCAAUUACGGUCGGUGAGAUGGUUCACGAUAACAAGUCAGAUGAAGGGACUCGUAAGUUGCAUUAUACGGGUAGCCUCGAUGUAAAGCAAACUCAAUCUGAUUAUGGUUACCUUGAUUUUAAUACCGCGUUUCCUGUUCUGCAAUUAGCAGCCAGACUGCCCGAUUACAGAUAUAAAAUGUACCGAAAUAAUAUGAUUCGUGCAGUGGUUAAUAAAUUGGAGGUAGUCUUAGAUGACGUAGACAGCCGCCUUAAGGCCUAUGAUUAUUCCUCUCCUGUGAGACUCACGAAAGACCUAAUGAGAGUAUUAGAAGAUACAACAGCAGUGAUUAGAAAUUUUUUAGACAUAGUUCAGUAUUCUCAUUCAACUUCUUCUAAAGGAGACGACAUUUCAAGACAAUGUAAUACGGAAUUGGAACAGAAACAGUUAAAAGUACAGAAAGAAGAAAUCGAAAAGAUACAUCGAAAAAUUUCGCAAAAGAUAAAAAACAGUUCAAAUUAUGACAUGAAGUCCACCGAUGAAGUUAGCGGUUCCAGAAAAGCUGUGAAACAAUUGCUUGCCGAUAUGAGAAUAAUAUCUCAGGAAUUAAAGGAUCACACUUAUAAUUCCUUAGAAGGCUGGCCUGGAAUUGUGGUGUGGCUUUUGAGUGGAGGCUCGAGAGUUGGGUUUUGUAAGAUUUCCCCAACUGACGUUAUUUACUCGAUGGAACCGGAACAAUGCGGCAAGGAUUGUGGAAUAUUACAAGCUGUUUAUAUAAAGCCAUUACAUUGCCCUAAACAUACAAAUUUUAUGAGUGACUGUUAUUGCAUUGCGGGUAAGGUUGAAGUACUCAUAUGGAUGGGAUUAUAUCGGCAUAAACCAGCUUUCGAAACCUGCUUGCCCGGAUUACAGCUCAAAAUGAGAAAUUACGAUAUGUGCAUUAAAAGCACUGUUAUGAUGGUAGAAUGUAAGGCGUUUAUAUACAAGGCUAAAUUGAAAAACCAGUGUAUUGGACUUAAUCCCAUUCAGACAUACUUAAGAAUAUAUGUAUUGAACACAUUCAAAGAAACAAAGGUACAAUGUAAAACUUUAACACCGGUGUGGAAUCAAGUUCUCAAGAUACAAAGGAUGGUUUUUAUGACCCCGGAGAGACUUACUAACAGCCCCGCUAUUGUUUUAGUCGAAGUUUACAAUACAGAGUUAUCGGGCAAAUCAGAACUUAUUGGUCGUGUUCAAGUGAAGCCAACCGUGAGCCAGGAGCAAGACUUUGAGUCUGCGCCCAAGCUGAAAUGGUACGAUUUGUUUAGAGGUCUAGACAACACGGGACAAGUACUCAUGUCUGCCCAAUUAAUGCAGAUAUCAGAAAGGUUACUUAAAAAUAUUAUUUAUAGCCCUGUCGAGGAAAGCUUUACUACUGAUUUAAAUAUAUUGGAUGUUACUGAUGACUAUGUGCCCUUACCAAAAUAUCUAUUGCCUGUUUCAACAUUAUACAAAGUCGAUGUAUACUGGUGGGGCUUUCGUGACGUUGAUAUAACUAGAAAACUAGGAGUAAUCAUGGAAAUUGAAGACUUUAGUAUAAAAUCUAACAUAAUAUUUAACAAACAAUCAAAUUCCAACUUCCCUGAUGGACGUGUAUCAGAAAUAUUUGAAGCGCCACUGAGUGAAGCGUACUGCCCAAUGUUAAAUAUCAGACUUUUCGAUAGUAGUACGUUUGGUAGAACGCAAUACCUCGGUGCGAAUGUCGUGAAGAAUCCCAACAAGUACAUAUUGCGUUGGUUGGAGAAAACUGACAGAGACGCGUCACUUAAACGAGCUUCGGUAAUGUCGUCACAAUUUAUGCAAGUGAAUCAGACUUUGUUUAUAAAGAAAAGUUCAGUGGUUAAAGAAAAUAAUGUAAAUGAUGAUUGUGUUUCUGCAAGAAAAGUGGUGUCAAUGAACAGGUCAAAAUAUUCGAAAUGGAAAGAUCUGUUUUGGCGAAAGGAACCCGAUGAAGAAGAAUAUACAUUGCUUCCUAUAUUUUCGACAAAAAAUAAAAAUAAAUUUGACCCUGGAACAACGGAACCUAAACGAAAAGACUGGUGGCUAAAAUAUUCUCAAUCCCAAAAACUUUUCGGUACCGAGCUGGAGAAUCAACCCGAGUUUUCAAAGUUCAAAGAUUGGUGUAGAACUCUAAAACUUUAUAAUGGAAAGAAAACAGGUAUCCGUGAGACAGACAGGCGUCUAUAUUGCGGCUUGUUAAAAGCCGGAUUGGCCAUCUAUAGAUGGCCUCCGCCCGAUAACAAGACAGCUGUUAGUUUCAGCGGAAUUGAAUUGAAUAGAGGAUUUUUCGAUGAUCAUCCGAAUAACGAUCCUGCGAAGUUUUUGAUCCGAGUUUACAUUGUUAAAGGGAUCAAUUUAAAAACGAAAGAGUUUGUUCGAAAAACGAGUCCGUACGUUGUAUUGAGUUGCGGAAACAAACAAUUGGGGAAUCGUAAUAGCUACCUGCCGAGCAAAUUGAAUCCUAUUUUCGGAAAAAUGUACGAAUUCCGGUGUAACUUACCCGAAGAUUACUUGCUCACAAUAUCUAUGUACGAUUACGACGUCAGCUCGCUAGAUGAAUUAAUCGGAUGCACGAAAAUUGAUUUGGAAGACCGAAUUUACACUAAGCAUCGAGCUCGAAUUGGACUCCCGUUUGAAUACAGCCUAAAUGAUCUUUUAAAAUGGCGCGAUUGUAUGAAGCCGUCUAUGAUACUAGAAGAACUCUGUCUUAGGAAUCAUAUUUCACCACCAAUUUUUAUAGAUAGCACCUCUCUUAUACUGAAUGGAAUAGAAUACAAAGAUAAUGACAAAGGUGAAAGCUUCACUUCGAGUCUGGAACGCAAAGAGAAUUUGUGCUUAAGUAUUUUACAUAAAUGGCACACUUUACCAUUAUGUGGGUACCAUUUGGUUCCCGAUCAUAUUGAAACAAGAACAUUGUAUAACCCAGAUAGACCUGAAAUAGAACAAGGUAAGGUUCAAAUGUGGGUGGACAUUUUUCCAUUGGACGCUGGUGUUUAUAUACCGCCCCCUAUUGAUAUUGCUCUUAAGAAGACAGAGGACUAUGAACUUCGGGUUACAAUAUUUUCUGUGCGAGAUUUACUGGUGGGCUCUGAUAAUUUGAAGCGUCAAUUUUCUGAUAUAUUUUUAAGAGCGUAA
This is a messenger RNA of Vanessa atalanta (red admiral), 4299 nucleotides long. Its product is annotated as otoferlin-like. Gene Ontology annotation, biological process: plasma membrane organization. Lineage: Eukaryota; Metazoa; Arthropoda; Insecta; Lepidoptera; Nymphalidae. Gene Ontology annotation, cellular component: membrane. Bases 1 to 4299 code for a protein of 1432 amino acids. The transcript has 25 exons. The record is from RefSeq and is a predicted model, not a curated record.